Molecule: messenger RNA, 1356 nt
Organism: Caenorhabditis briggsae
Lineage: Eukaryota; Metazoa; Nematoda; Chromadorea; Rhabditida; Rhabditidae
Exons: 5
Coding region: 1-1356 (451 amino acids)
Source: RefSeq, a predicted model, not a curated record
AUGUCGGAAUCGUCAUCCAACUUGAACCCGGACGGAACCGAAUUCCCAGACCCGAACGAUGUUCCUCCACCAUCUGAGGAUCAAUUGACUGAAGAGGAUCUCUUCCGUAUGCGUUCUCUGACUAUAAACUCUAAAAAAGGACUUGUUGGUGGAGCCAGUGAAACCGCGGAGCAGUCCAUCAUUUCACUUGCCGAUUCUACGUCGAACUUUGAUGAGCACGUUGGGGAUGACGUUGAGCUAGAUUAUGAGCUGGAGCAAGCUCCCGAAGCCACGGAAGAUGGUUCCGUUGUCAACAACCCAGUUUGUGGAGGGUAUCACUUCGGCCGCAAAAGAGAUUUGAACUUUGUUCCGAACGUCAACACAGUAACUGUUCUCAAAUGGCCGACUAACUUGUCCAUCCCACCGUAUAAUCCGGUUCUCAAUGAUACCGAUGAAGCUUGGAAACAAGCAAUGCUCGAUUCUACAGUAUAUCUUGUUGGAACUGCACACUUCUCCAAAGAAUCACAGGAAGACGUCUCCAACACCAUUCGGGCCGUUCAACCCGAUUUUGUGAUGCUCGAAUUGUGUCCGUCGCGGAUUUCGAUUAUUUCCAUGGAUGAGGCUAGACUUUUGAGCGAAGCCAAAGAUCUGAAUACUCAAAAAAUUAUGCAAACUAUGAAGCAGAACGGAGCUAUCCAAGGAAUCCUCCACGUCCUCCUUCUCUCAAUGUCUGCUCAUGCGACUCGUGAAUUGGCCAUGGCGCCUGGAGGAGAGUUUCGUGCUGCUCAUCGCGCUGCAGUGGCUACAGAAAAUUGUCGUGUUGUUCUUGGUGAUCGUCCAAUUCAAGUCACUCUUCAGCGUGCUCUUGCAUCGCUCUCUGUCUGGCAAAAAAUCAGAUUCUUUCUUCAUGUUGCUUUUUCGCAUCGGGAAAAGAUCACUGCUGAACAGGUUGAAAGGUGCAAACAAAAAGAUCUUCUCGAGCAACUUCUUGCUGAGAUGGCUGAUGAUUUCCCGCAACUCUCACAAAUCUUCGUCGAGGAACGCGAUGCCUACAUGACACAUGCUCUUCACAUGCUUGUUCUGCGCAACGCCAUCGAGAAACGAGCUCAAUGGCUCCGUGGAACUACAGGCCAACCUUAUCAACCGCUAACAAUUGUCUCUGUCGUUGGAAUCGGACACACUCCGGGAAUCGUCAAUAAAUGGAACUCUAACAUCGAUUUCGAUCCAUUGAUGGUUGUUCCUCCACCAAGUCUUGGAACUAUUGUAUUCGGAACAACUGUUCGUAUUGUCGUUUGGGGAUCUCUGGGAUAUCUUGCAUAUCGUGGAGGACGGGCCAUCUUCAAUCGUGUCAGCACCUUUAUUGAGUCUCGUUGGUAA